CACUGUUGUACUGCUCUGUAUUUGAGCUCAUCAGCGAGCUUCUGGCAGAAGGUGUUCGCCGGAUUUGGGUUCUGCAUUCUGCCGCUCAUCUGCUGCAGUACUUACUAUUGGCAUCAUUGUGGACUUUUUUUUGCUGGUACUGAAAUGUGCAAGAAUUAAAGCCAGCAGGCAUUUAUUGCAAGGAUUAAUGAGAAACAUCUGACUGCUUCCCUGCAGUUUUGCUAAUACUGGUUUAACUGCUUCCAUCCUGGACUACAACAAAGUUAAAGAUGAUCACUGAAUUGGAAAAAGUAUGCUAUGAAAGAUUUAUAAUCAGAUUCAUUAGCAAAAAGCAGAGUAAUUAUGCUAUGCAACUCGACAACCCUCAAUAUUUAUGUGCAAUAGAAGGUUGCUAAUGUACCGAACAGACUGAAAACGUGGGAAGACGUUUAUCCGCCCUAUUACUUUCUGCUGAAACCUGUCAUUUUAGCCUUUUGUUACUGAUCUAAGCCUGUCGUUAAGCACAAAGAAAACAACGAGACUCCCACAACCUUCAGUGAGAAUAAAGGAUUCAGUUGAACAGAUUAACACAGACUUUGGUCUGGUGUCCUUCUUGUGUACAAAGGCUGCUAUUAAAAAAAGGAGAAAAAAAAGAUACAUAAGUGUUAUUUAAUAAGAUGUGAGAUGCAGAGCUGCUACUAGCACUUAAAUUUCAAGAUUCAGCUGCCAUUCAUUGUGCUUGAUGCACAUGUUUCUGCACAGUGCAUUUAGACAAUACAAGAAGAGAAUCCAAAACGGCUGCGGGGGAACCUUCACCAAACAUGCCUACAGAAACACUACAGACAGGUAGCAUGGGGAAACCUGUUAGCCCAGCAGUUACUUUUACAUCUGCUGUCCCUCUUCGUAUAUUGAACAAAGGACCUGACUAUUUUCGCAGGCAGUCAGAACCUAAUCCCAAAAGGCUCAGCGCAGUGGAGAGACUAGAAGCUGAUAAGGCAAAAUAUGUCAAGAGCCAAGAGGUUAUCAAUGCCAAACAAGAGCCUGUGAAGCCAGCAAUUCUUGCAAAGCCUCCUGUUUGCCCUGGAGCUAAGAGAGCUUUGAGUAGCCCGACCAUGAAAAUGUUUAACAAUAAUGCAAAGACUGAAAGCUGUGUACAAAGAGAGAAUUUAAAGCUAGAGAUACUUAAAAACAUUAUUAAUAGUUCUGAAGGAUCUAGUACUGGUUCUGUGCAUAAGCAAAGUUCAAGAAACUGGCCUCCAGGUAAGUCUGAUUCAGUUGACCUUAACCGGCAUUCGUUUGCGGAAUCCUUAAAGGUCUUCAGCACUCAAGGUCAUGUCAACUCUCAAGACAGCAAUUCAAACAUCAGCAGAAGGCUUUUGGAGAAGUCAAAGGACACUUUUCUGCAUGUUUCCCACAGUUCUUCAGACAUUAGGAAAGUUACCAAUUUGAAACAGAUAAAAGCAAUACCAUGCAGCAGUUCAGCCCCACCCUUACCUCCAAAACCUAAACUUUCUACACUCACAACUCUAAAAUCACCGGAGAACGAGAUGUGCGAAUCUGGAUGUGGAGUAAGUCGCAGACCCUCACUUCAACGUUCCAAAUCCGAUUUAAGUGACAGAUACUUUCGUGUUGAUGCUGAUGUCGAGAGAUUCUUUAAUUAUUGUGGACUGGAUCCUGAGGAGCUUGAAAAUCUUGGAAUGGAAAAUUUUACAAGGGCUAAUUCCGAUAUCAUUUCUCUAAACUUUCGCAGUGCAAGCAUGAUCAGCUCAGACUGUGAACAGUCUCAGGAUAGCAACAGUGACAUUAGAAAUGAUGACAGUGCCAAUGACCGCGUGCCAUAUGGCAUUUCUGCAAUAGAAAGAAAUGCCAGAAUUAUAAAAUGGUUGUACAGCAUUAAGCAAGCUAGAGAGUCACAGAAGGUAUCACAUGUGUGAGAGAGCCAGCUAUAACUUAAAGAAACUGUACCGUUGUCUGUGAAUAUUCAGUUGUGAAGGGUUGUAAAAGUCUACUUGAAGUCUUGUAAACUUUUCGAACUGCUCUAUGUUGCUUGUUGUGCAAUGUUUUCAAGUUGCAUGCCUGUCAACACGUGAACUGACCUGGCUUCCACUUGAACAAUGACUACAAAGCCUAUUUAAAUAUGUUCCUCACUAUCUGCCAAAAGUUUAAGACCAAGUAAAGUUAGAGGCUUUGUUUUAAUGUUAAAUUUGUUUACAUGACAAUGAAAGGUAGAAAUUGGUCAUAAUAUUCAUUAUUAUUUUCACUUAUAUUCUUUGGUAACAGUAUUUUUUUGGUUAAUACUUUUUAGGGAAAUUGUUGCUUUAAAAUAUUUAAAACAGAUUGGUAGUAAUAUGUAAUGCAAAGGUUGUAUUUGCAAACUCAUUUCAUAACGUCUUUUUUUUUCCCCCCCAUCAGGACAAUCUCUAAAGUACUUUUUUUUUUUUUUUUCUUGUUGCUGUUUUGUUUUCUUAAUAAUUAAUGGUAUAACCAUUCCUUAUAAUACAGAAACAAAUGUAUAGAUGCGUUAGUAUGGUAUAACCAAGGAAAAUAUAUUUUUGUAUGUAUUUUGUGUUUCCUAGUCUUAAACUUUUGACAAAAACAAUGAGAACCAGUGUAUAACUUACGUAAGUUGCCUUUUACUGAGCAAAUCAUUGCAACUCGAUUUUAUGUUUUUGUUUAAACAUAUUAAAGAGAUUGUGAACAGAAAAUGGAAAUCUACAGCCAUAUCAGUAUAAAGGAAUUCUAUUCAAAAAAAGCCUCAGAGCUGAAAUUUAGCUGAAAGAACUAUAUUUGUUGUCUUGCAUAAUACAUCUUGGUCUAUCAGUGUUUUUUCCACUUGAGAAUAUUGUUGUGAUAACAAAAGUAGCUACAUUUCAUUUCUCAUGGCAGCUUUGUGCUGCAUGUUGGGUUUUUUUCCCUCUUUUUGUCUUCCCAAUGGGCAAGUAACUGGUUUUCUAUCAUGCAGGUCAUUUUUUUUAAUUGGAAUCUGCUGGAACACAUAUUUAAAGUACUGUGGUUCAGAAUUGUCUCAGAACUUUUGUGAACUUCAUCAGGCCGAAAUAAAAACCUUUUUUUAUUGGUGUAAAUGCUGUAAUGAUUUGUACAUACUUCAUUUGCUAUCGAAUCUUUGGGGGGAAAAAAGUGUUAUGCUAAUAAAUAGCUCUUGUUUCAA
Bombina bombina (fire-bellied toad) is the source of this 3148-nucleotide messenger RNA. RefSeq names its product family with sequence similarity 110 member B (gene FAM110B). The record is from RefSeq and is a predicted model, not a curated record. NCBI's taxonomy places the organism in Eukaryota, Metazoa, Chordata, Amphibia, Anura, Bombinatoridae. The transcript has 5 exons. The coding region runs from base 801 to 1913 and encodes 370 amino acids.